Molecule: messenger RNA, 1383 nt
Organism: Melampsora larici-populina 98AG31
Lineage: Eukaryota; Fungi; Basidiomycota; Pucciniomycetes; Pucciniales; Melampsoraceae
Exons: 1
Coding region: 1-1383 (460 amino acids)
Source: RefSeq, a predicted model, not a curated record
AUGGCACCCGUGAUUAGAUCAAGACCGACGUCUCACAUGGUAAGAAUUCCCUUUGAGGUGAUGGAAACCAUCAUUGAGGCAAUCCUCUUAGCCAACGUUAAAGGCGGACGACUUAUUCUUGCUGGUCGACUUAAUUAUCGAGAUGAAGGAAGUUUAGUAAAUUGGUCAAUACGAGACGAAAUCUUACGAGGAAAUCGGUUUAAACGUACUUAUAAACUUGGAAGGAAUAUGAAGGAGGUGAUGAAAAAAGUUGCUGGGAUCAAUACUCAAUUUCAAGAAGGUGUCAAGAAUUAUUUUUCGCAUCCUCUUACGAUCACUACCUUGGAUGAUAUUCCACAUCCUAAACAAAACGAUUUUUACCAGCAGGUAGAAGUAUUACUGUUAUAUAGAUGUCAGGACAAGGCUUGGGCAAGACUUGGUCGAUUUCUCGAUCAAUCCAAAUCUACACUACGUAAUCUGGUCCUAGAUAUUGCUUCACCGCCGGAUAAUGACUCAUCGGUGAUUAUUCCAGCAAGCUUAUGGGUCUCAAUUUUCAAAGCUAAGGAGAUACGUUGCUUCGCUCUUAGAACUUAUCAUCAUCAUGAGCCAGCAAUUGCCAAUUCAAACCUACUCAAAAGAAUUAUGAGUGAGUGGAAGAAUUUGGAAGAACUAGAGAUUCACCACUUGCAAGGAACGGCAAAUGAUCGAAUGGGAGGGAUGAUCUAUUACGAUGCGAAAACUACUUGCUCUCUCACUUCACUCUUUCUGAAACAUCCUAUUCACAUUCAUCAACGAGAUCUAGAGUUCAUUAUGUCUAAGUCUUAUAAAACUCUUCAAGAACUUACAAUUUUCAGUCUUGAAUCUCAAGCCCCUCAAUUAGAAAUCAUCCUCAAUGUUUUCAAGAAAUGCAAAUCACUUAACACUUUUAGAAUAGCUAUUUACCAACCUCGUCUUCGUAUCGAAAUCGAUGGAUCUGAUGAUGAUGAAUUUGCUGACAUUAUCAAACUUUCAACACCACCAAAGACAAUAUCAAGAUCUCAAAUUUGUAUUUCAGAAAUGGUCAAACAUUUACCAAAACUGAAACAUCUCGAAUUAGCUGGAGACAUUUGGAGUAAUGAGAUAAUUAAAAACUUACCUUCUAUUGUUCAACUUCAUUCACUUUCCUUACGUAACGUACAGAAUUGUGAUUUUGGAUUCUUGAAUGCUUCGAUUCAGAAUGAUAGUAAAUUAGGGUUUUUGGAUAAGUUUGAUGUGUCUGAUUGUUCAGAUAUUCAUACCGCAAUCCCAAAUUAUCGUGAUCUCAUCAUGACUUGUCAACAGAAGAAAAUCAAGUUUGGACGUCGGAUGCCGUCACUUAUAUCAGAAGAUUACUCGGACGACCCGGACUACGACUCUGAGGACUGA